CUCCCUCUCGCUCACACACACCCCCGCCUGGGCCUCCUCUCUCCGGCUCCAUUUUCUCCGCCGCCGGGGGCCGGGGUCUCCUGUGGGGCCCAGCCGGCACCCCGGGUCUCCCCUCAGAGCCCGGGUGACCCCCGGGGAGCCGGGGGGCGGGCGGGGGCGGGGCGCAGGAGCAGCGGCCCCGCCGAGUUUGGGGGGAAGUAGCCCGGCGGGGGGAGGGGGCCUCAGGGCCCCCCACUAUGGACGAGCGGCUGCUGGGGCCGCCCCCUCCGGGCGGGGGCCGCGGCGGCCUGGGGCUGGUGGCGGGGGAGCCCGGGGGCCCCGGCGAGCCUCCGGGCGGCGGGGACCCCGGCGGGGGCGGCGGGGGCGUCCCGGGGGGCCGAGGGAAGCAGGACAUCGGGGACAUCCUGCAGCAGAUAAUGACCAUCACGGACCAGAGCCUGGACGAGGCCCAGGCCAAGAAGCACGCCCUCAACUGCCACCGCAUGAAGCCGGCGCUCUUCAGCGUGCUGUGUGAGAUCAAGGAGAAGACCGGCCUCAGCAUCCGAAGCGCCCAGGAGGAGGAGCCGGUGGACCCCCAGCUCAUGCGCCUGGACAACAUGCUUCUGGCGGAAGGCGUGGCCGGGCCCGAGAAAGGGGGGGGCUCGGCCGCCGCAGCCGCGGCCGCGGCCGCUUCGGGGGGCGGCGUGUCCCCCGACAACUCCAUCGAGCACUCGGACUACCGCAGCAAGCUGGCCCAGAUCCGCCACAUCUACCACUCGGAGCUGGAGAAGUACGAGCAGGCCUGUAACGAGUUCACCACCCACGUCAUGAACCUGCUGAGGGAGCAGAGCCGCACGCGGCCCGUGGCGCCCAAGGAGAUGGAGCGGAUGGUGAGCAUCAUCCACCGCAAGUUCAGCGCCAUCCAGAUGCAGCUCAAGCAGAGCACCUGCGAGGCCGUCAUGAUCCUGCGCUCCCGCUUCCUGGACGCCAGGCGGAAACGCCGCAACUUCAGCAAGCAGGCCACCGAGGUCCUGAACGAGUACUUCUACUCCCACCUGAGCAACCCGUACCCCAGCGAGGAGGCCAAGGAGGAGCUGGCCAAGAAGUGCGGCAUCACCGUGUCCCAGGUCUCCAACUGGUUUGGCAACAAGCGGAUUCGCUACAAGAAGAACAUCGGGAAGUUUCAAGAGGAGGCCAACAUCUACGCGGUGAAGACCGCCGUAUCCGUCACCCAGGGGGGCCACAGCCGCACCAGCUCCCCGACACCCCCUUCCUCUGCAGGCUCUGGCGGCUCUUUCAAUCUCUCAGGAUCCGGAGACAUGUUUCUGGGGAUGCCCGGGCUCAACGGAGACUCCUACUCCGCCUCCCAGGUGGAGUCCCUCCGGCACUCGAUGGGCCCAGGGGGCUACGGAGAGAGCCUCGGGGGCGGCCAGAUGUACAGCCCCCGGGAGAUGAGGGCAAACGGCGGCUGGCAGGAGGCUGUGACCCCGUCCUCGGUGACGUCCCCGACGGAGGGACCAGGGAGCGUUCACUCUGACACUUCCAACUGACCCCCCUCAGGGCCCCGGGGUGGGGCUCACGAGGUGACGGCGAGAGGACAGAGGCAUCCAGAGGACACGCCCAGACACAGGAGAAGCACAAGAUGGAGAAGGGCAAAUGGGCGCCCUGCCCAGCCGGCUCAGUGCUGGGGUUGCUGACUACAUGGCAAGGAGAAGGGGUCCCCUAAGGGGAAGGUGGAGUCUGUGUCCCGUUUUCCCUUCUUUUCAAUCUUUUUCUCUCCCCGUUUCUUACACAGAAACACACCCAGAACCCUCUUUUAGAUCCUCUCUCACAGACACAUACACUGUUGUUUCUCUCCGACACACACGGCUAUUCUGUCUCUGUCAUACAUACACACCCAUUCCCUCCCCCCCCACUCUCUCUCUCUCUCCACCCGUUCUCCCUCCCCCACCCCUUAUCUGCUCUGGGAUCUGUGGAGACGCCAGCCUUGCCCUACCUACCAGAGAUGCCAAAAAUGGGGACACAACUUCUGGACAGAUGACCUGGCCGUGCCCCGGGCCUCCCCCCUCCAGACGGCUUAUUACCUCAUAUGCAGCUCAUCUUAAACCAAUAGAAUUGCUCGGUGAACGAGAGUGUCUGACUCAGAUAUCUACCUCGGAGGGAGUUUCUGCUACUUUAGGGAAUUGGGAAUUGUUAACUGGGUUUGGGGUCCAACUUUUUUUUUUUUUUUUUUUUUAAGGAAAAAAAAAUCCCUGGGCUCCAUCUGUAUUUUGGGGGUGUUUUGUUGUUGUUGGUUCUUAAUUUUUAAUUGAGUUUGGGGAAGUAGAUGUUUUAUAUGUUGAUUUUUUUUUUUUUACCUUAAUCACUGGCUUUCCCAUAUUCGGGGAGACAGCAAAGGGGACAUGAUAAGAGAAAGGGGGACAGUGGGACCGGUGAGGGCCGGCUGGCUCAUCCAGAGUACUAUUCAAUACAUUUAGCAGCGCCAAGCCCCCCCUCACAGCCCUCGGUGUCCUCUGCUCUAAGGCCCAGGGGCACUCCCUGGCUGGGCCGCUCCCCUGCGCUUGGUGUGGGCAGCGGGCUUGGGUGCUGGCCUGCGCUCCCUCAGCCCGUGGGCAGGGCUGGGCACAGCCGUUGGGAGGCAGUGCCACCUUCCCCUGUGACGCCUUUUCUCACCGUGCAGCUGGAGGGGAGAGGGGGGACGGGUCAUUGUGAAACAAGUGUGAGUUGGGGAGCUUGUGUGUGUAUCUCCCUCAGUUUCCCCAGAAAUGAGGUGUCUUUGUUCUCAGUCCAAAAUCCUGAGGGUGGGGGGAGAGGCUGCAAGAAGCCAGAUACAGAGGGAGGCCAAGUCUCUGCCGCCCCAUCCUCGGCCCUGAACCCCUCCAACAUCGUCAGGAUCUGACUGUCACCGUGGGAACCCGCCCGGCAAAGAUCGGCAGACUGGGCAGGCUGGGACGGAUGGGAAGGGGGGAGGCGUGGGCACGGGCUGGGCAGUUCUCUCCUCACUUGUAAACUUAUAGUUUCGCAAAAAAAAAAAAAAAAAAGCAGUUUUAAAUAAAGAAAUUUUCCCCCUGGG
This is a messenger RNA of Pipistrellus kuhlii (Kuhl's pipistrelle), 3052 nucleotides long. It is a transcript of the gene PBX2, whose product is annotated as PBX homeobox 2. The transcript has 9 exons. Gene Ontology annotation, biological process: brain development; animal organ morphogenesis; neuron development. Bases 237 to 1529 code for a protein of 430 amino acids. Gene Ontology annotation, molecular function: RNA polymerase II cis-regulatory region sequence-specific DNA binding; DNA-binding transcription factor activity, RNA polymerase II-specific. The record is from RefSeq and is a predicted model, not a curated record. Gene Ontology annotation, cellular component: nucleus. Lineage: Eukaryota; Metazoa; Chordata; Mammalia; Chiroptera; Vespertilionidae.